AUGCCGAAACACACUUCUGUGAAAACACGAGUAACAGAACAGACACCUCAUCUCCGAGAAGGUACUCCGGGCGUUGGGAAAACCACUCUCGGAAAAGAACUCGCGUCAAGAGCCGGGAUGACCUACAUCAACGUGGGUGACAUGGCAAAGGAAGGAGAACUGUAUGAAGGUUUUGAUGAGGAAUACGGUUGUCCGAUUUUGGAUGAAGACAGGGUAAUUGAUGAACUGGAAGAUAAAAUGAGUGAGGGUGGAGUUAUUGUCGAUUAUCAUGGCUGUGAUUUUUUCCCUGAACGGUGGUUUCAUAUAGUAUUUGUACUUCGUACGGAAAAUUCAUUUCUGUAUGACAGACUUGAAAGCAGGGGCUACAAAGGCAAAAAGCUGCAAGACAACAUUCAGUGUGAAAUUUUUCAGACACUUUAUGAGGAAGCUAUGUCAUCAUAUAGAGAGGAAAUUGUGCACCAGUUACCCAGCAACACUCCAGAAGACCUAGAGAGAAAUUUGGAUCAGAUUAUGCAAUGGAUUGAGCAAUGGAUGGAGGACAACAAUUGA
Messenger RNA from Opisthocomus hoazin, 549 nucleotides. NCBI's taxonomy places the organism in Eukaryota, Metazoa, Chordata, Aves, Opisthocomiformes, Opisthocomidae. The record is from RefSeq and is a predicted model, not a curated record.